AUUACAUCCUUUUACCAUCAAGACGUAUUCUAGAAUCGUGAAUUAAGUUUAAAUGUCGGAAAAAGUUGCUAUAGUGACUGGAGCGAACAAAGGUAUAGGCCUCGCUGUUGUAAAAGGCCUUUGUAAUCGAUUCAGGGGUACAGUUUACUUAACGUCCAGAGAUGAGGAAAGAGGUUUAAAAGCUGUUGAAACUCUUCAAGAAUUAGGAUUAACGCCCACAUUCCACAAACUUGACGUAAGCGACGAAUAUAGUGUAAAAGAAUUCUCAGAUUUUAUUAAAAAUAAACAUGGCGGCUUUGAUGUUCUUAUCAAUAAUGCGGCUAUUCUUGAGUGGGAACAAGUAUAUCCAUCGUACGAGGCCGCGAAACGUAAUAUUGAUGUUAAUUAUCGCAGCUUGCUGUUAAUUGAGCAAUUCUUAUAUCCUCUGCUACGAGAUGGCGCUAGAGUCGUUAAUAUUUCAAGUGCUUGUGGACAUCUAUCAAAUUUAAAAAAUAAAAAAUGGUUGGAUGUUUUCACCCGUCAAGAUUUCACCACAGAAGACAUAAAUAGAUUUGUUGAUGAAUAUUUAAUAAGUGUGCGAAACGGAACGUUCAACCGAGACGACUUUGCUGAUGGCGGAAAACAUGCUGAACAUCGUGUAUCAAAGAUCGCUGUUACUGCAUUAACUAUGGUACAACAGAGAAAAUAUCCAAAUAUUUCUAUUAAUGCCGUACAUCCAGGUCACGUGAAAACCGACAUGGCCCUUGGUGUAGGCGACAUCGAACCGGAUGAUGCAGCCAAAACAAUUCUAUACCUUAUUUUUGACGCUUCACCCAAUCUUAAAGGAACCUUUAUGUGGUAUAACAGGAAGCUGGUUGAUUGGUUUGACAUUGAAGGGGAUUAUUAUUAUCAACACGGCGAAUAGAACCUAUAUAUUCUAAUUAUCUAUUAUAAAUAUUCAAUGAAAUUAUCUAUUAUUAUAAACCUUCAA
Molecule: messenger RNA, 970 nt
Organism: Pieris brassicae (large cabbage white)
Lineage: Eukaryota; Metazoa; Arthropoda; Insecta; Lepidoptera; Pieridae
Product: carbonyl reductase [NADPH] 1-like
Exons: 1
Coding region: 53-904 (283 amino acids)
Molecular function (GO): oxidoreductase activity
Source: RefSeq, a predicted model, not a curated record